Molecule: messenger RNA, 7775 nt
Organism: Chanos chanos (milkfish)
Lineage: Eukaryota; Metazoa; Chordata; Actinopteri; Gonorynchiformes; Chanidae
Gene: greb1l
Product: GREB1 like retinoic acid receptor coactivator
Exons: 34
Coding region: 192-6077 (1961 amino acids)
Biological process (GO): kidney development; multicellular organism development
Source: RefSeq, a predicted model, not a curated record
AAGAUAAGGUGAUCUUCAUCUCUGUAACCGCCCGUUAACAAAGUAUUUUAAACACGCAGAAAGGAGGUGUGGAGUGAUCUGUGACUGAUGGUGGAGGCCAUGCUGACAUCUUCUCUUACUCAACACUGAUUGGACAUGGAACAGCGCUGACCUCAUCCAUUCUCAGCCAAUCAAACACACAUACAGAGGCAAUGGGAAACUCAUAUGCAGGGCAGUUGAAAUCCACUCGCUUUGAGGAGGCGCUCCACAACUCCAUUGAGGCCUCCCUUCGUUCCAGCAGUGGAGAUCCACAGCCCAUUUUCACACAACUGUAUCUGGAGCCAGAGCAGUAUCCUAGCAACCUGGAAGACAUUAAGCCUAAGAUGAACCUAAGUCUCAGGUCUGACCAAGCUGGUCAUAUGCUGAUGAAUGGACAGUCCUCCAAUGGCAUCGAAGAUCUGGAGGAUGAUGACGAAUCAGACAGCAGCAGUCCACCACUGCCUUAUCUACAGGGCCCGGCCCCUGAGGGCUGCUGCACGACGGAUGGUUUCUGCCAAGCUGGGAAAGAUCUGCGACUGGUCUCCAUAGCAACAGAGUCGAUUGAUGUCCCAGCUGGGUUUGAGCUGGUCGGUGCAAAAUCCCCCAGCAUCCCAGAGCACAUACUAGUCUGUGCGGUGGACAAACGCUUUCUACCUGACGAGAACGGGAAAAAUGCACUUUUAGGAUUUUCAGGGAACUGCGUUGGCUGUGGGGAAAAAGGGUUCCGCUAUUUCACCGAGUUCUCCAACCACAUCAAUCUGAAGCUGUCCACGCAACCCAAGAAGCAGAAGCACUUAAAAUACUACCUGGUGAAGAACUCUAUGGGUGCUCUGUGUAAAGGCCCCCUCAUCUGCUGGAAAGAUUGUAAAACCAAACAGUUUUCCACUAGCACCUCCUCAUCCAAGCCCAGCUCUUCAUCGUCCUUGAGCAGUAAAGAAAACGGAGGCACCAACAGCUUUAGCCCCUCUCCGUUCUCCCUGUCAGACUCCCCUCCAACCAGGAUUCACUCCAGCUCCAACUCAGGGCUCUUUGGAGCACAGGACCUGACCAGGGAGUGCAGCUUUCUUAAGCCUUUGUCGUCCAGUCAGGGGACCAAAACCUUACCCAUUGUUCCCACCGCUCUACGAGCAAAUGGUUUGACAAACGGACUAAAUGGUGAGCCACGCCCCGCUCUGCUAAGUCCCACCCACGUGACUCCGCUGGGCACGCCAACACACGGUUACCGACCGACUGAUCCAGGGGACAGCCCUGCUUCCUCUGCCAUGUCUUCAGGCCCUCCGAAAAAGCGUCACCGCAGCUGGCACCCCACCUCUGUGGUGCCCAUCCCUGCCACAGCCGUCCCGGUGCCCGCUAUCCGCCCACUGGCCAGCGCAGGCUCUCUGCUCUCCUUGUCCAAUCCACAGCCUCCGCCUGUGUCAGGUGUAAUCCAACCUCAGCCAGUCACAGCUGGAGAGACUGUCAUAGUCCCAGACAACCUGCUCAACACCUCUGGAGUCCGGCCUGUCAUUCUCAUGGGUCAUGGUACUUUACCAUAUUUCUACGGCAAUGUGGGAGACAUCAUAGUGAGCCCCCUGCUGGUGAGCUGCUUUAAAGGCAGCCAUCUAACAGAGCAAACCCUGGCCAGUCUGGACAUGUCUGCCAGUCAACUCCUCACCGUGGAAACCAUGAUCCUGCUCACCCUACAGUACCUCGCCAGACUAGGUCCGGAGCAGAUCCCCCUGCGCGAGGAGUUUGAGUUCAUUGUGUUGAAGGCCAUGCUCUGUGGCCCUCAGGGGCCCCCUGUGUCCCCGGCUCAGCUGCCCUGGCUGGCCCGGCUCAAGGCCAGUGUGUCCGGCGGGGCGGUGCAGGUGUUGGUUACCCAUCAUUCCCUGGGCGAGGGCAUUUCUGAGUGGCUAAGCUCUCUGAGCGAAGGUGUGAACCAGCAGCAGCAGCGUCAGGGACUGCCCGACUACGUCCUCAUCAUCUGUUCAUCCAAAACCGGCACCAACGAGUUCUGUGUGCUAGUUCUUGGGAAGUACCAGUCCCGAGCACUGGCUGAGGGUAUGUUGACCACUAACGAAUUUCUGAAGGAGAUCAGCUAUGAGCUGAUCACAGGCAAAGUCAGUGUGCUGGCCUCUCUCUUCCGAAGCACCUCUCUAGGAGACAACCUGGAUAAGCAGCUGGUAAAAUAUCAGCGCAGAAUGAAGGACCUCGUCAUCCAGCCCUUUCAGGGCGACAUCACCGAUUACAUCAACCCUGAGGAGGCAGCAGCCAUGCUCCCUGUGUCCAAACCAGACCCAUUGGAUGACGUGUUUCAGAUCCACCCCCCCCAGCUGAGCGUGGCUCGCAGUCUCCUCUCCCAGGUCUGCUCCAUUGCUGACUCCAGCAGCCAGAGUCUGGACCUGGGUCGUUUCUGUAAGGUGGACUUCCUGGUCCUGGUGCCCCCCUCUCACGUCCUGGUGCACCAAACAGCACGACGGAUCCGGCAGUCAGGUGUCCUAGUGGAUCUUGGCAUAGAGGACGCAUCCUCCGCCCCUCAAAGAUCGGAGAAGUAUGUUGUGCGUCUCGACGCUGAUGUUCACACCAAAAUGGAGGCCUUCAUGAGAAAGGUCAAACAGAAUCCCUACACCCUCUUCAUUCUCAUUCACGACAACUCUCACGUCGACCUGACCAGUGCCUUGUCAGGUUCAGUGUGUCACGGUGAACUUCAGGGUUUGGCAGACCGAGUGGUGAACUGUCAGGAGGUCCUGGAGGCUGUCAACCUACUGGUCUUACAGGUCAGCUGCUUCCCCUACACCCUGCAGACCCGCCAAUCACGGAUCAGCGUCCACAACGAAGUGCACUGGCCCCGUCCUAACAGUCUGGGAGAGCCCUCGGCUGAAGACCUGCUUUACUUUGGCCUGGCGGACUAUAGCAGGUCUCUGCAGUGGGGUGUGGCUAGUCCGAUCCUCCGCUGUGACGACGCCUUUGAGAGGAUGGUCACCACUCUGCUAGAGAGGCACCCUCACCUGCACAGCAUGGUGAUCCGCAGUUUCCUGCUGAUCCAGCAGUACACGGAAGCCAUGAUGGCUCUAACGGCGGCUCCCUCGCUGCGGGACCAUGUGACACCGCAGACGCUGGCCAUGGUGGAGGAUCUGAUCAGCGCGCCAGGCUGGGGCGGCAGCGGCCGUGGGCACAUGCUCCUGGUCCGCGUGCCCUCACUGCAGCUGGCCAUACUGGCCAGAGAGAGGCUGGAGGACGCCCGGGACAAACUGGGCCUGCAGUACCGAUUCGCCGUGAUUCUGGCGAGUCCCGCCAGCGAGAUUAGCCUCCCCCCGCACUUCUGUGCCCGACUGAGGGCCUGGCGGUGCUGUAAUGAAGACUGGGUGCCUCAUACAUACGAGGAUCUGGAGGGACUGCCAUGCAUCAUCAUCCUCACAGGAAAAGACCCCCUGGGAGAGACAUUCCCAAGGUCUCUGAAGUACUGUGAUCUGCGUUUGAUUGACUCCAGUUACCUGACUCGCACAGCUCUGGAGCAAGAGGUGGGUUUGGCGUGCUCCUACGUCACCAAGAGUGUGGUCCCAGAUCCCAAAUGGAGUAGCAGCACCUCCACACAGGAGGAGCAGGAGGGUGAGAGGAGUCAUGGAGAAUCAGAUGAACUGCACAUGGAGCUGGAAAGACCACAGAGCAAUGGCAGUGCUGUCACCAGAGCCUCUGGUUCUCUCACAGAGAACGGUGUCAGUUCCUCAGGCGUUCCUGACUCCUCCCACAAGCCUUCUUCCUCAUCCUCAUCCUCUUCUCAGGGCGAGGCUGCAGUCAGUAGUGGGUCAGCGGAGUCCUCCUCCAUCACCUCUCCACGUCACCCGCUCAAACAAGAAUGUGACCUACAGAGACCUUCCUCCCUCACGACCCCUUCCUCCUCUUCCUCCUCUUCCACCUCCUCGAGCUCUUCUCCGUCAUCCACAUCCACUGCCCAGCGACCCAGCCAGUCCACUCAGUCCUUGCGGGGAGGGGGCAGGUCCCUGGUUUUCCCCCGUACAGUCAUCCUGUCUCGAGCUGCCUAUUCCUUGCUGGGACCGGAGGCCCUGGGUAAGCCAAGCUCCUCCUCCCUGCUCCCCCACGCCGACGUGGCCUGGAGCAGCCCCCUCCGACCCCCCGUACCACGUCACCAGGGCGGAGCCCAACAGUCGCACUACUACAGACACUGGACCACAGCCAAACAGCACCAUGCCGACUAUGAGGCCCUGCCCGUGCCACACCCCCGACGACUGCUUCUCACCGGACCCCCCCAGGUGGGGAAGACUGGUGCUUACCUGCAGUUCCUGCGUAUCCUCUUCCGCAUGCUUAUCCGCCUACUGGAGGUGGAUGUCUAUGAUGAAGAGGAGCUGCAUGAUGAAGUAACAGAAGUGUCAGAGUCCUCUCUCACAAGAAGCUCCAAGUGGCCCGAUGUGGAGGAGAUUCAUCAGCUGCCCUUUGACCUUUACCCAUGUGACCCCAAGUUCCGAAAAGCCAGUCCAGUUUACACAGAUAGAAUGCCCAAGAUUUUCAAAGGUAAGCUUUGUGAAAAGAUGGAGGAUGAAAACAAAACUGCAAAAAGAGACACCGUGUCCAUCAGACUCAGCAUGUUUGCUGCCCACAAUGCAUUUCACCACUGUGAGCAGUGUCACAGCUACAGCGAGGCCAGUCCAGCCACUCAGCUGUCGGACUGUACCUUCCAUGCCUUCACGUUCUGUUCAUCCAUGCUGGGGGAGGAAGUGCAGCUGCACUUUGUCAUUCCCAAAGCCAAAGAGCAGCACUUUGUCUUCACUCAGCAAGGCAGUCAUUUAGAGAGCAUGAGACUCCCACUCAUGUCUGACAAGGACCCUAGCUUGUUAAAAAGCCCCAUCUUCACUCCUACAACUGGUCGCCAUGAGCACGGUCUACUCAACCUGUUCCACGCCAUGGAGGGGGCGGACCACCUUCACAUCCUGGUGGUCAAAAAGUAUGAGAUGCCCCUUUACAGGAAAUACUGGCCUAACCACAUCCUCCUCGUCCUGCCUUCCAUGUUCAACAGUUCUGGAGUGGGGGCAGUGCGGUUCAUGAUAAAGGAGCUUUCCUAUCACAACCUGGAGCUGGAGAGGAACCGUCAGGAGGAACAGGGUGUCCACAGACAGGAUGUAUGGCCUUUUAUCGUCAUGAUGGAUGACUCAUGCGUGCUGUGGAAUGCACAUCACCAUCACCACUCGCAGGAUGGAAAUGGCAGUGUCACAGAGGUGACCAACGUGUCUCUGAAGAGUCUACUACAGCAUAUAGAGGCCACGCCCAAAGUGGCUUCCUACGCCAUGUUUGGCACACGGAAGUGGAGCAGCGCGUUGGCGUCACGUCCGCCCACCAGGCCUUAUUCCCGUUGUCACCUCCACGACUUUGUCAUGCUCAACGUGGACCUCACCCAGAACGUGCAGUAUGACCUCAACAGGUACACGUGUGAGGAGGUGGACUUUAACCUGCGUGCCAACAGCAGUGGCCUGUUACUGUGUCGUUUCAAUAACUUCAGUUUCAUGAAAAAGCACAUUCCUGUGGGUGGCCACAAAGACUUCGUCAUCAAACCCAAACUCAUGGCUAUGGACAGUCCCACACCCAUCAGUGCGGCUCAGUACGUGUGUGCCCCCGACAGUGAACCCACCCUGCUGGCUGCUCCUGCACAGUUCCUGCUGGAGAAAUUCCUUCAGAGCUGCAGCCACAAGCUCUUCCCUAAGGCAGUGUAUAACCAUAGCAACCCCAUCCUGUCGAUCGACAGUUACCUCAACAUCGGCCCGGAGGUGUCAGUGUGUUACGUGAGCUCACGGCCUCACUCAGUGAACAUGGAUUACCAAGGUGUUGUGUUUAGCGGACUGCUGCUCUACCUGUGUGAUUCCUUCGUGGUCUCUGGUCUUCUCAAAAAGUUCCGCUUCCUCAAAGGUGCCACGCUGUGUGUGAUCUGCCAAGACCGCAGCUCUCUACGGCAAACCAUUGUCCGUCUGGAGCUGGAGGACGAGUGGCAAUUCCGUCUGAGAGAUGAAUUUCAAACUGCCAACUGCAGCGAGGACCGCCCCCUCUACUUUCUCACGGGACGCCACAUCUGACACCUACCCUCUCCUAAAAAAUAAAAAAGCAUUCUCCAGCGUGUGAAACUCAAGUGGGGCUCCGGAAAGAGAUGGAUACAUAGAGCAGCAGGAAGUAUGGAACUAGAAAUCAAGAUUUCAUCAAUUGGGCCAGUGGUUUUUUUUUCCCACACUUUUUCCAAUGGCCAUCAAUGUGAAUUUGUAGGAGCUCUGAAGAGACUCUUUUCUCUGCACUAUCUGAAGGAGAAGACAGUGGGGAGGUGGGGGUGGGGAAGUAGAGAGUCAUGAAAUGGAAUGCCAGGAUCACCAAAGUGUAUCAUCAUCCACCAACAAACAAGUCCUUCAGCCAAUCAGCUUUUUGGAGGCUGUGUAAUGAGAACUGUCGGGAAGCUAUGAACUUGUUUGUGUUAUUAAAUCCUGCAGAAGCUGCAGGAUCUCCUGGAAACGAUUUUAAAUGUGGGCUUUGGCUGCCCAAAACUUCUGUAUGUCCAAAAAAAUGGACAUGUUAGCAACCUCAGGGAGUUUUUUGUCACAAGGCAAAGAAAAACUUUGUCACUUCUGCCUUUCUCUGUCUAACGUAUAAACAUCUUUGUAUGUGGUGGACACUUCUCUCUGGAUACCAUCAAUCACUCAAACAGAUCCCUCUUGACUUUAUUUUAUACAACAAUGACAGUUAAGUUGAAAAAUUAUUAAAAAGAGUCGCUUUGCUUGUGCGACCUGGUGAUUUGAUGUUGGUUGAUAUCACUGUCAUUGUUGUAGCUUUUCUACAUCUUCCAACAUCACCAACCCUUUCUGACACUGGUGAAUGGUUUAGAAUAGAUUAGACAACACACUGGUCAGCUUCAAACCCAGUCAGACUCUUACACUGUGUGAAGACUAACAUCCGUAGAUCCUUUACGUUUCAGUGCUGAACCAUGGAUUCCACUUUGUGACCUUGUCUUUAUUUUGCCUUCAUUUUGCCUUCACUGUUGUUUGUAAUUGUAAAAGCCCAGUGACCUAUGCCUGGUUUCAAUCAGCCUUAACCACACUUGGAAAAUGCAGGGUAUCCUGCAGCAGUUAGCUCGCAGCUUUGUGAAGGCAGAGGUUGAGUGGUUUAAUUGUGAAAUCCAAGGUGACUUAGGUCCAUUGUGACUUAAGCCACAUCAGAAGGUUUCUCAGUGGACUUAUGCAAGAUGUCCAAGGGCUGUGGACAUAUCACUGCAUAGCCCAUGGAGUUCAAAGUGUGAGAAUGUUUAAAAGCCCCUGUGAAAACCAUUGUAUUAGAUAAAAAAUGUUAUUUGUGUUUAAAAGAGGUGCAUGCCAACACAGGUAAUGAGACACCACUAACCAUGGAGGAGCAUUCUGUGCCCACAAGUCAGUGGUGCCAACACUGAGACAUUCAUUGGCACUAACAGGUUAUUACUGAUAAAUCCAUUAACAGAAUGGUAAAGUUAUCAGGUCCAUUCUUCAGAAUGAGAUCAGGGAUGACACCGUGGCUUUUGGGAAUCCAUCAGAAAUGUGUUAAGUGUAUUUGUGGGUGGGAUAUUCAAAGUAAAUCAUUUUGGGGGAGGGAUACAAAUGUGAAGAGCUUUGUUUACAUGGAAGAAGAAGCUGAUAUUUAUGUACAGACUCUGUAGUUGCUUUGUGUUUAAUUUUUUUUUCUAAGACGUGAGUCACUUUUUGAGCCAUAAGUGUUAAUGACAUUCUGCAUUUUUUGAGAUUUUUGCCAAGGCACAAAGA